Coccidioides immitis RS is the source of this 1605-nucleotide messenger RNA. RefSeq lists its product as uncharacterized. NCBI's taxonomy places the organism in Eukaryota, Fungi, Ascomycota, Eurotiomycetes, Onygenales, Onygenaceae. The record is from RefSeq and is a predicted model, not a curated record. The transcript has 5 exons. Gene Ontology annotation, cellular component: mitochondrion. Bases 1 to 1605 code for a protein of 534 amino acids.
AUGUCAGAUCACAGUCUUGCCAAAUAUGGCAAGUUCUUCCAGUACACAAGCGGCCGCUGGCUUUGGGAUGAGGAAAAGCAACUUCAGGAUCGAUUUACACCUUUCAAUGUGGUGGAACUCCAGCAUAUUGCGGCUGGAAGUAUUGGAGCGAACAAGUGUGUUGCCAUGACAAAGUUGGCGGAAGGCUCUUUUAACAAGACCUUUCAUCUUAAGAUGGACAACGGGUCUACUGCCAUUGCGAGAAUACCUCACCCCAUUGCUGGACCCAAGUACUAUACCACCGCAUCGGAGGUCGCGACAAUGGAUUUUGCCCGUACAGUACUCCAGAUACCUGUCCCACAGGUUCAUGCAUGGAGCGCACGCGUUGAUAACCCUGUUGGUGCUGAAUACAUCAUCAUGGAGGAAGCUGCAGGGACAAAGCUGGAGGAUGUAUGGGAUAAUCUUUCUCUAGAAGACAGAAUUUCUAUCAUGAAGGAUCUGGUAUCGAUUGAAAAUAAGCUUCUUUCGGUAUCUUUCAGCAGAUAUGGGAAUCUCUAUUACUCUGGCGAGGCAGUCCCCGGGGCCGUGGUCGCUGAAGUUGUGAAUGAUACAUCACCAGAACUUAAAAUGGACGUGAAGAUGCGGUUUUCCAUUGGCCCUGUUGUAGCAAGAGAUUUUUGGACAAAAGAACGUUCAGUGAUGGAUAUAGAUCGGGGUCCAUGGAAGCUUCCACAUGAAUAUGCGGUAGCUUUAGCAUGUUGUGAACAGAAAUGGAUUGAGCAACAUGCAAUCCCCAAGCCUGCGACUGAUCAAUUCAUAACAUCUACAGCGCAAAAUUCCCCCAAAGCCCAUCUUUCUCUUCUCAAAAAGUAUCUACAGGUGGUCCCUUAUCUUUUGCCCACAGACGACCCGAAUCUCGUUGCAUCUACAAUCUGGCAUACAGAUCUCCAUGCCGGCAACCUCUUUGUGGACAAAGGCCAUAUCACUAGCGUGAUUGACUGGCAGGAAGCUUGGGCUGGGCCUCUAGUUCUUCAAGGCCGCCACCCACGCCUAGUUGAUUUCCAAGGUGAUAUCAUUUUGAAACCACCGCCAAAUUUUAAGGACCUUGAACCGAAUGAGAAGGCCCACUUGAAAAAGCAGAUCGCCAGUUCCAUAAUUCUUUAUCUUUAUGAACAGCAAACAGCAAAACUCAACCCUAACCUCAACAGAGUACUCCGUUUAAAGCUCGGGCGAGUGAGGUGUGAGCCUAUAAGCUUUGUCAGCAACACCUGGGACGACGAUAUUUUGCCAUUGCGCGAAUCACUGAUAAAUGUGGAAAGACAUUGGCAUGAGCUAGGCUUCAACUUCGCGUGCCCAAUUCACUUUACACAGGACGAGCUCCAGAGACACGCAGAGGAUGGAGAAGGAUGGAAUGAAGUGCAAGACUUUUGGAGAGCUGUAGAAGGAAUUGCCGCCCGUGAUGGAUGGACUCCACACAGCAUGUAUGAAGAGGCUGUGGCUCUUUUUUCAGAACUCAGGGAAAUCGGGUUGAAGAACAUGAUAGGAAAGGAGAGAAAGGACUUUGAAGCACAGACGCGGUGGGUGGAGAGCUCUUCCCAGGGCCAUAAUGAUGGAAAUGUAGAAUGA